Messenger RNA from Morchella importuna, 3999 nucleotides. RefSeq lists its product as uncharacterized. The coding region runs from base 1 to 3999 and encodes 1332 amino acids. The transcript is spliced from 7 exons. Lineage: Eukaryota; Fungi; Ascomycota; Pezizomycetes; Pezizales; Morchellaceae. The record is from RefSeq and is a predicted model, not a curated record.
AUGCCGAGAUUGCUCGAGGAUGGUGAUGAUGGCUCGCUCAGUGAAGUCCCCAGUAUUCCCCAUGACGAAUUGGUCCCAGCAGGAAGAAGCUCGCAGCGUCCGGAGGUCUCCUCUCGCCUAGGCCAGCAUCGUCAGCCGAGUGAUGAUGGCUGGGUCCCAGCCCGAAGAAGGUCACGACGUCCGGAAGUCUCUUCUCACCGACGCCAGCAUCCUCAACGGAGUGUGGAAAAGGACACAGACGAUCUGGUGAUUCCAGGAAUGGAACCUAUAUCCCAGCUUAUUCGUCGGAGGCUGCUCGGGCGUGUGGUUUCAAGGGAUCCUGCGUUUUUCGAAACCCGCCAGGAAAGACAGAGAGCAAGGGACGUUGAAAACAUCUCCAACACAUCCGCGCAAGAGGUCGACCCUACUGAAGCCGAAGUUGUGAGAACUCUCAACUCCAUUACACUUGAUGGGCAUGGGGACACGGAAGGCGAAUGGACCGAAGGCGAAUGGACCGAAGGCGAAGGGACCGAAGGCGAAGGGACAGGGGGCGAGGGGACAGAAGGCGAAGAAACAGAAGGCGAAGAAACAGAAGAUCCUGACGAUGAUGAGGACGAGGAAGAAUUUGGAUUCUUGCCGGUUGUUGGACAGGCUCUGGAUGAACCUGUAUCGAACAAUGCGCGUUACGAGGUAGAGGUUGAUGAAGACAUCGUCACGCAUACAUCACAAACUGUCAAGGAAUAUGUGUCAGAUAUGAAGAUUUGCGAGCCGGGGGUCGCCUACACCAUGGCAGCUAGGCUUUUGAACACCAAAGGUUCACUUGAUUGGGCUGCCGAAAACAUUGAGUUUACAGAGGAAGGAGACAUGAGGGAUAAUAUUCUUAAUAUCCACCAUCUCGAUUUUCUAAGCAUCGAUGCGAUGCCCAAUACCAAUAUCGGAGGGGAUGAGCGGGGGAAUCUCUCAAACGGAAAACUGUCCUUUUGCCAAUGGCAUAAGCCGUAUCAGAGUUAUCGAGCGUCCACCGCCGAGCACUCUUUCUUUCGUCGAACAAUGCGCAUCGCAGAGGUCGAUAAUCAAGAGAUAUUCAUCGUGAUGAGGCCAAAACCGGACGAGCAGGCUCUCGACAUAGACAAUCACACUUUCACUGCCAGUCAGGCGCUAAGACGGUCAGCAAUGAGUCGACCGCAUGCCCAGCAGCUAUUGAUAUAUAUCUGCAAUAUCAUGAUGACGACUCGGCGGCUUAGCAGGCACGGAGUCACCAUGACUUGGAAGUUAGGGGGUUUAAACACUGCCGAUAUGGAUAGAAAGGAUUGGCGGAUCCUUUACUCCAAGAUGGUUGAGAGGUGGCCGGAGUUUCUCGCGGCUUGUCCAGAGCAUUACUGGAUACGUCAAGAGAUAACACUCCAUAUUUACGAGAUUGGCCAGGACGUCUGCAUCCGAUCGAGGGAUUGUUCCGAUGGCACCCUAGCUUAUUCACUUUCAAGAAUGUACGAUGCUGGCUCAGUCUCGACGUUCAUAUAUGCCUUAGCCACCAAUGUGUCUAUUGAAAGUGCAACUACUGAUGAGGGUGAUGGUACCACAAGCUAUGAAGCGAAGUCCACUCUUUUCGACACCAAGGAGGUCACCCGGGACUACCUCAAUGUACGCGGAGCUGGGUUGAGAAUCUUUCCAAUGGCGUUUAGUCCAUCAGUUUGUAGCUUUCAGGCAUUGAAAGCCCCACAAACCUAUCAGUCCGCUGUCAUUGACCCAAUAAACCGUCAUCUCCGUGAGGAGAAUCUAAUGGACGACAACGACGACGACGAGGAGCCAGAUUCGGCAGUAGUGAAGGUUGUACUCUUCCAGGGAUACAGCAUGUUGAAGCAAUACUGCCGCCACAGGCCAAACGAAUUCCUCCUGGGCCUAGGUACCUAUACCUGCACUCUUUGCGCACCCGAAAAGCUUGGCAAGGUACACACGGAUAAACAGACUAAGUAUUUCCAUGGCGUGUCCGCCGGUGCACCGUUCACGGCAUUUGAUAACGGCAUCGUCAACGCAGUAGCGAACGGAAGAGUCGGUUCCCGUUUUGAGCCUGUUAUCAGUGUUGAUUUCCAGGCGCUGAAAGAGGAGAAUCGAACGUGGGACUACAUAUGUGAGCACAUCAUACGACCUACACUACUGUGGACGGGCCGCGCGAGGGCUUUGUAUGGGACAUGGAUGCGGCUCUACGAGCCAUCGGUGUUUCCCGCGAUUCUUCGGGAUAUGUCUUAUAUAUUUCGAAUUCUACUGGACGGAUUGAUCGCUUUGUGGGUGAAAAAUAAGAAGCAAUCGGGGCUCAUUGCGGCCGAAGCUAUCGCCACCGUGGAGCGGCUCGCCAUCUUUAUGUUUACCGGCAAUCGUUCUCACAUACCUACUCGUGUAUGGCAAUACAUCGGCCUUCAACAAAAUCUCGAUAAUUUUGCCUGGCCAUUUCUUCUUCCGGGGAAGAUUGAUCUUCGUGCAAUUCCCAAGCCGGAAUCGCGGACAGCGAACUGGUGUAGGGAUGUUCAUAAUAGAACAUUGAUCCUUUCGCACCUGGCUAGCGUUAAGUUUCAUUUCGGCGAUGCAGCUGCUGCGCGGCGGGAGAUUUCAAUGUCCAUGCUAUCAGCUGAAGAGAUAAUCUCCACUGAUACUGCGACAACUAUGCUGCGACAGGCCAUAAGAAAAUUCAUGGUUCCACAACUACAGGAAGUCGUUUUGAAAUCUCUGCGAGAGCAGCAUAGCACCAUGUGCUCAAUCUCUGCCGCUGCCGCAAUCGGGUCGACACCAGAAGAUUUAGCGCUAGCAUCAGUAGAAGUUACCAAUAGGGAGAAUUUGCUAGAAACUUUCGGCACCUCCGAGCACCCCUUUGAAAAGUCCUUAAUGCAUCAAGUCAUCGAUCGGUUUUAUCAGAGAUCGCACGAUCGGCCAUGGAAAGACCCCAUUGUUCCUUUCCCGGCGUCGGAGUUGGAUAUCAUCCAGCCAUUGGACCUAGCGUCAAUGAUCAUGUCCUGGAAUCCUGAUACCUCUCGAUGUAUACCGUUAGCCCCGUCCACACGAUAUAUACGAUGCGGCCCACUUAGUCUUUCUAAGAAGGGCAUGUCGUGGGUCGACACAAUGUUCGAAACCAUGCGGGCCGGCAGUUUGUUGACGGUAAAUCAGUGGUUGGAAGCAUUGAGGUCAGCACUUAGGUGGGAGUGUAUUGAGAUCAUCCCGGGACCGUAUAACGGUUGCCUAUCAGGCCGCCGAUUCACCAGGGUUUUGGAGUACACCGGGUUUAAUACGAAUAAGAAGCGUGCGCGGCGGGAGACUCCUGCGGAGGCUAUGGAAAGUGCGGUAAAACGCCUGCGGACCGUGACACGUCUCCCUCUUUCAGUGCCACUAGAGGAAACACCCGCGGACUAUGCGAGCGGUAUGCGUGUAGUGUUGCAGAGAUACGACAAAUCAACUUCCGAUCCAGAGGGUGUACCCGGAGCGCACAUAUCAGCGUUCUUGCGACGUGCUGCGGCAGCAUUGGACCUUGAUGAGCCCUCUCAUAAUCUCUGCCUGCUGAUUGGUUACGUUUUAAGCCGAAAUACACCUCCGCCAAUUGCUACUUGUUACAGUCGGUUGAGCCCGGAACGCUUCGUCUUGGCCGAUGGGACCAAGCUUGGGACCCCGCGGGAUCAAUGGUACUUUAUAUUUAUGAUCCGCUGUUUGAUGUGGCUUUGUCCCGAAGUAAAUCGUGAGGAGCCUGGGCAUUGCCCAGCCAGAAUUGUCUUGAAAAUAUUUGAACACAAGAAGGUCAACAAUCGUUUGUUGGAAGGUCUCAAGAUUUGCGUUCGGACUAAUGGCCAUCGGCUUUGGCCCAAAUCCAGUGAAAUGAAGCUCAACACGGAAGCUUAUUUCUUGCAGACGAUGACUGAGGCCACUGCUGCGUCGAAGAUUGGCGCGAAGAGGGUCAUGCAAAUGUGGUUGCCACCAGCCAUGGUUGAUAGGGCAGUGGCGUUGCUUGAAAGCGGAAGCAGUGAGGAGGGAAACUAUUAG